CGUGGAGAUAAUACACUCUUCCGAAAUGUGCGACGACGACGUGGCCGCGUUGGUGAUCGACAAUGGGUCCGGAAUGUGCAAGGCAGGGUUUGCCGGGGACGAUGCUCCUCGAGCCGUAUUCCCAUCUAUCGUCGGAAGGCCCCGAUAUCAGGCGUGUUUAGGGAAUUAUGGUGGGCAUGGGGCAGAAGGACAGCUACGUCGGCGAUGAGGCGCAGAGCAAGCGAGGCGUCCUCACCGUCAAAUAUCCCAUCGAGCACGGCAUCGUCACCAAUUGGGACGAUAUGGAGAAGAUCUGGCACCACACUUUCUACAACGAGCUGCGAAUUGCGCCGGAGGAGCAUCCCGUUUUGCUGACGGAGGCACCGUUGAACCCGAAGGCCAACCGCGAGAAGAUGACGCAGAUCAUGUUCGAGACCUUCAACACACCGGCCAUGUACGUCGCUAUUCAAGCUGUCCUGUCGUUGUACGCGUCGGGCCGCACGACCGGCAUCGUCCUGGAUAGCGGCGACGGGGUGUCUCAUACAGUGCCGAUUUACGAGGGAUACGCGCUACCGCACGCCAUCCUGCGCCUGGAUCUGGCCGGUCGCGACUUGACGGACUACCUGAUGAAGAUCCUGACCGAGAGGGGCUACUCUUUCACGACCACUGCCGAGCGCGAGAUCGUGCGUGACAUCAAGGAGAAACUGUGCUACGUGGCCUUGGACUUUCAGCAUGAAAUGGCGACGGCCGCGGCGUCGAGCGCCCUGGAAAAGAGCUACGAAUUGCCGGACGGCCAGGUCAUCACUAUCGGCAACGAGCGCUUCCGCUGUCCGGAGGCGAUGUUCCAACCGAGUUUCUUAGGCAUGGAGUGCUGCGGCAUUCACGAGACGACGUACAACUCGAUCAUGAAGUGCGACGUCGACAUCCGUAAGGACCUGUACGCGAACUCGGUGCUGUCGGGCGGCACCACCAUGUAUCCGGGCAUCGCUGACCGUAUGCAGAAGGAAAUCACAGCGCUCGCGCCGGCCACAAUGAAGAUCAAGAUAAUCGCGCCGCCCGAGAGAAAGUACUCUGUAUGGAUCGGCGGCUCGAUUCUCGCCAGUCUUAGCACGUUCCAACAGAUGUGGAUUUCCAAACAGGAGUAUGAUGAGUCGGGUCCCUUCAUCGUACACAGAAAGUGCUUCUGAGAACGCUCUUGUAACUCCAUCGCCGCUCUUGCCUCCUCGAGAUACUCCUCGAGCGAUACCCGUGCGCGGGUUGACCACAUCGAGUGAUCGAGAGAAUUCCUCGAGACCGAGUCGCGUCCUCUUGCUCUUCCCGGAAAAUAAUUUAUCUGCCGAGUAACUUAUUUUCCGUGAGAUUUCUUCUCUUGUGCUUCGUGCGAGACAGCUUCCUCAAAAAAUGUUUCACUGAGAAACAAUUUCCUGCUCAUCGAGAAAACAUAGCGUAUACAAAUACACACACACACACACAAACACACAUUAUGAUUUCUUCUCUCCUGAUAAUAAUUCCUGAAAAUAAUGUCUUAUUAUCGAAGUAAGUUGGAUCAUAAUCGAUGAAUUUGAUACAUAGUUGUAUCAAUUUUUGUUCUAUAUUGUACCCUGCGAAAGCAUCCUUAGAAACCAUCCAUUCAUCCUCCGUAAAUGUUUGAUUUCAAGAAUUUGCGUACAUCGAACAGAGUGAUCGAGAUUCAAUGGUCUUUUUUUUAUUUCUAAAAUGUACUCGAUGUUAUAUACAUAGCAGGAUGUUUAAGGCAGAUCUGGGAGGCUAGUCUCUUUCUUCAUGCCUCUCUCGAAACUCCCAUACACAACUUCUGACACACACACAGUACAUCUGCCGUUAGAAAAUAAUGCCGUAUGUUAGAAAAUAAUAAUUUAUAUAUUUCUCAGUCGCGCAGUCUAUACCUGUAGACGUACUAAGAACUCAAUCGGUAAUUCCUGCUAGAAAAAUCGUCAUUUUUUUACACGAUAAUUACAUUCGUAGUAUCGUAGCAUCUAAAAUGCCGUUUUGUUCAUGAAAUAAUUUUCACGGACGGUUAAUACACUAUCUUACAGAAUA
Molecule: messenger RNA, 2037 nt
Organism: Odontomachus brunneus
Lineage: Eukaryota; Metazoa; Arthropoda; Insecta; Hymenoptera; Formicidae
Product: actin-5C-like
Exons: 4
Coding region: 168-1166 (332 amino acids)
Biological process (GO): mitotic cytokinesis
Source: RefSeq, a predicted model, not a curated record